Molecule: messenger RNA, 1651 nt
Organism: Chara braunii
Lineage: Eukaryota; Viridiplantae; Streptophyta; Charophyceae; Charales; Characeae
Source: the annotation of a GenBank genome assembly
GCGAUUUUCGGUUGUGCUUCCCUGGGAAAUUCGAAAUGGGCCUAGGGCCUAGGAAGGGAGCGGCCAAGCAGGUCGAUGGGGCCAGGCCAGUGCAAGACGGUGCGUCUCUCGGAAAGGUGCAGGCCGAGCAGGGCGACGCUGGCCGGUCUCACGGGAGAGAGAGAGUCGAGAGACAAAGCGGAGAGGAGGCAACAGGGCGGGUAGGAGGAGCGGGAGGAGGUACGGGAGGAGGAGGUGAAGCGGGAGAAGGAGAGGGAGGAGGAGCAGGAAGAGCAGGAGGAGCAGCAGGAGGGGGAGCGGGAGAAGGAGAGGGAGGAGGAGUGGGAGGAGGAGCGGGAGCCGGAGGAGGAGGGGGAGCCGGAGGAGGAGCGGGAGGAGCAGGAGGAGGAACGGGAGGAGCGGGAGGAGGACAAAGUUAGUGUGGACUUUACUGGAAAGAACAGAAAGAGAAAGCGGACCGGUUACGGUUAUCGGAACUGGAGGGGAGAACGGUGGAGCCGAGAGAGCGGUCUUCUUCGCCACGACGUAAUCGAUGGGAACCACCACGAAGAUCGCCAUCAGCGGACAAAUACGAAUCCAAGUACGGAGCACCUAAAGAUACAACCGGCGAAUUCGUGGCUAUGCUCCUGGCUAAGGAGACCGCUACGGAACAGAAACGCAAAGAGAAGGAAGAACGGAAUAAAUUACGAAAGGAAGCUCUGGAGAGAGAGGAGAAAGAGAAACGCAGGAGAGAGAAGAAAGAACGUGAGAAGCACGAGAACGAUCUAAGAGUGGCGAGAAUCAUCGACAUGCAGCUGUCACGAAGAUGGGGACCCUCAGCACAAGUCCGAGACACGGAAAACAAGCACGAGCGACACCGACAUAAGCGGACCCUUCAAUGGAAGUUGAGACAACCGGCGCCGAAGGACCCGGAUACGGACGAAGACUUGGCGGCUAUUCAAGCCGGAACGGAGAACUUGACCUUAAGUUCUUCAUCUUCUUCUGAAGACGAGAUGGAGUCACCUGCUAUCACUCCACUUACCUGUACGACACGAAGAAUGUACGGUUCGGCAAGCGGGAGAAAUUCGCGCCUCCCAAUUGUUCCUCGUAACAUCACUAAGGAGAUUGUCCCGGAGGCCGGCCCAGAUGCUCACGAUCGCUUCAUACGGAAUUGUAAGGAGCUGCUCGAGAAUUUGGACUAUAAAGAAGUGAAAGUGAUCUGCAAGCGAGAGCAAGUUCCUUACAUCCGUAAACAACAAGCGAUUGCAGAUCUUGCCGAACGGCGGGCGGCUAAAGCCUUUGGACACUGGAAGGCUGCACCCGCUCCUCCACCAUGUGCAAUGACCACAAGUAGUCCCGAUGCAGCUACUUCUUCAUCCAACGAAGAAAGCGAUAACGUGGACUGAAGAGCUUGGCCUAUUAAGCGCCUCUGGGGGAUAUGUCGAACGCUGAUCAGCAAGCGUAAGGAAUGUGUGGGAGUAAUUCUGAUGUCGAAGCUAGCUUGCGGUGGGUAAUUUUUGCUCUAACUAAACGUGGUUGUAUACCUGGGGGAAAUAAAUUUCUCGUCGAUUGGGAUGAUUGGUGCCUGAAUCACGAAGAUGGGUUCGACUCAGCUGAGUGUUGUGUGUAUGUGGGUAUUUCACCAUACAGUAAAUCAAUGUAUAUUGGUAAG